This is a messenger RNA of Lottia gigantea (owl limpet), 795 nucleotides long. RefSeq lists its product as hypothetical. The coding region runs from base 1 to 795 and encodes 264 amino acids. The transcript has 2 exons. NCBI's taxonomy places the organism in Eukaryota, Metazoa, Mollusca, Gastropoda, Lottiidae. The record is from RefSeq and is a predicted model, not a curated record.
AUGGCGAACAAGUUUGGAUUAGGUUCUUUAUCUUUAGAAACUAAAAAACCUAACACUAAAGCGUGGAUAAAUAAAGCGAAACCUUACUUUGUGGAUCAAAUCGGUGACACUCUUCAAGAAGAUAAAAUAAGUAAUGUGAAAAGAUUCUUGAAACGUCAAUUAAAUAAUAAAAAUUUUUUUAAUGAUACUAAACUACAACAAGAGGUACAAAGAUUAAUAAGUUUUAUUCAAAAAGAAUUGGUCAACGUAGCGAAUAAAACUGAGAUACAAAAUUUAAUUUCAUUAAUAUCUAAAUUAGAGGAUAAGAUUGCAAAACAAAAAUUAGACAUUCAACAAUUGAUAGAUAACAUUCCAGAUGAAAAUGAAGAUACGUUUCAACAGGAAUUAAAUGUUCUGGAAACUAAACUUAACAGUGAAUUACAAAAAGAACUAACAAAUAUUAAAAAACAAAUACAAAACAUAGAUGAUAGCGAAAUCAAAACCUAUAUUCAACAACAAAUACAAAACAUAGAUGACAGCGAUAUCAAAACCUAUAUUCAUCAACAAAUACAGAACAUUGAUGAUAGUGUUAUUCAACAACAGAUAACCACUAUUAAUAACCUAGUUUUGAAACAGGGUAAAAAUAUAGUCGCAUUAGAAAAAAAGUUUCUCAAGAAAGAAUCAUAUUAUUUCAAUCUUCCAUUUGGAGGUUUUGAUGAUCAUUCUAUUACUGAUAAUAUUGAUAAAUCAAAAGACUAUGAAUAUAAAAAAAUAUGGAUUAACAGCAAAUAUAAGAGUAUAUUCUGUUCCAAAUGA